Camelina sativa (false flax) is the source of this 540-nucleotide messenger RNA. Lineage: Eukaryota; Viridiplantae; Streptophyta; Magnoliopsida; Brassicales; Brassicaceae. The record is from RefSeq and is a predicted model, not a curated record.
AAGAUUCAUAUGUACGCCCUGAACAAAUCCACUAUUUUCUUCUAUAUAUAAUCAGAUCAAUCAAAGACUGAGAGAGAUUCAUCAAAAACUUGUUUUGUUUUGUCUUCAAGCUAAAUCCGAGAGAUGGAAUUCGAAGUAAGCAAGAGAAUGAAUAUGUUAGAGAGGAGGCCUUCCAUAGAGACAGAGCCCAUGACGUUGCAUCUCGAUCAAAUAGAAAAUGCUCGAGAAGAAGCUAUGUUUGUGAUGAAAACUAAAACAAUGGAGGAAGCUAUGGAUAUCUUCACAAAGGAGACGCAUGAGGGUUUAAGAGCUAGUGAAGAAAGAGGACGAUGCAUAAAUUUGGAGGAUGACNUGUUCCCAAUCCACCGCCGUGAUCCGCCCCACCACGCCACGUUACGUGAUUCAGCAUCUUCUUCUCUCUCUCUUACGUCCCCACAUCGGACUUAUAAAAACAUGAGAUAUUUUUUAAAAGAUUCAUAUGUACGCCCUGAACAAAUCCACUAUUUUCUUCUAUAUAUAAUCAGAUCAAUCAAAGACUGA